AUGUCGAGGCAAAACCAGUCGGACGAGCUGGCAUACCCGCACUUUGCCCUCAUUUACAUCGAUCGGGACGGGAACCUCCGCCACGAGGCUUCCCCUUCUAUUCGCAAUAGCCGUGAAGCUAUUCUUUCUCCCGGAGUCACCAAUGCAUUUUUACAGGCCGUGGCACGGUCUGGCGAAACUGUCCCAUCACAUUCUCUACUGGAGGCUGGAACUACCACACCCUCACCACCACAAAGGGUACUCGGGGGUCAAAUUCCUCUCCGACCGUUGCUCAACCGGGCUGCUGAAAGCCCCGAGACUCUAGGACCCGAUGGACACCAUCGUAGUGCCAUGGGCCCGAGGCCUACGAUACAACCAGCCAUGUGGCCCCGACAGCAACAACAGUUGCUACAACAGCAACAGCAACAGCAGCCGCAGCCGCAAACCAGACAGAGACCUUGGAAUGAAGAGGUCAGCAUGAGAAGCAACCAGAAAGCGUUGAUCUCAAUUCGAGACAAAGACUUCCUGCACCGGUACUACGAGAAGGUCUUCCAGAACCUGCAACAGACCAACUGCCGAGUACUGGCAAAGGCCUACGUGAAGCUCGUUGAGCCUCGCAAGCAGGUCAAUUACCCUUAUAAUGGACGAAAAAUUGUUGCUGGCAGAACUCAGCAACUGGAGCCGGACGAGACUAAGCCGCCAUGGUGGCCUUCAGGAGUGAGCCACCGCGAGCCGGAUCAUCUUCCCAAGGCCGAACGCAUUAGACUUCUAGUUCAUAUACUAUGCGAGCUACGCACCAGCCAUGGUGUCACCGCUCGUCGACUCAAAGAAGCCGACCAACCGAUCCGACGACAGAUUUCCCCUACCGAGCGACUACAGAUACUGGACGAGGUCUACCGAGUCAGGGAAGAAGAGGAAAAGUUCCAAGAGGGAGUGACUGACGGCAAAGCUCUGGUGUCGAUUUCCCGAGCGAACCUGCCCGAUGCAGUGGAAGCUACCCUGAGCCAAGGAUCACGGAGUAGAAGAAGCUCUCCAACCGACGAAGCCUCAACGCAUGGAACAGAAGCAGGUGAAGAACCAAUGGUCGUCCACAACGGUACAGUCCAGGACACCAUCGUUUCUCAAUCUAUCUUCGCACCAGCAGACAUACCUUCCGAUCUCUCGCCAACAGCCCUCCGUCCUCCCUCCCACAGCCCAAGCCAAUUCAUCCACCAAGACCUACCCAUACACCCGAACUACGACCCAAGACCCUCCUCCUCAUCAAUGUCACAACAAGAUCUGAAGAGGAAACGCCUCCGCGUGGAAUCCGAUCCAUCUACCACUACAACCCCUCACACACUAGCAUACUAUCCGCCCACGUUUGUCGGCUCUCAACCUUACCUCCCGGAGGCCUACAACGAGCUUCAUCCCUUCCCAGCCCAAGUCAUUCCAACAACAGCACCCCCCGGCGCUGAACAAUACGAGGGGCACAUGGAUAGCAGCUAUGCGUUUCCGUACUACUUUGAUAACUGA
Messenger RNA from Penicillium cataractarum, 1491 nucleotides. Its product is annotated as DUF2841 domain-containing protein. Bases 1 to 1491 code for a protein of 496 amino acids. NCBI's taxonomy places the organism in Eukaryota, Fungi, Ascomycota, Eurotiomycetes, Eurotiales, Aspergillaceae. The transcript has 4 exons. The record is from RefSeq and is a predicted model, not a curated record.